CUCCCAGUCAUUAUCGGUGGGCGGAGUUAUGGUUGUUGUCUCUUUUUGGUAACUGAAACUACAGCUCAACCGAAACGACACUAAAAUAACCAAACACCGAAGUCUGAACGAAUAAAGCGAGUCAAAACAAUGUCUUCUCUGAGUAGCAAAUCUGCGCAGGAGAUUAGCGACCUGCUGGAUGAAUAUGGGAUAAAGCACGGACCUGUGGUCGACUCCACCAGAAGUCUGUAUGAGAAGAAGCUGAAAGAGGCCAUGGCCAAAGGGAAAAGAGCAAGCUCUAAACCAUCAUCUGACAGGACCUAUUACAGAGAAGAAGAGGAGGAGGUCACCUAUGUCUACAGGACACCUGUCAGAAGUGAUGGAGCAGGAGACAGUGGGUCGUACAUGAGCUCCAGACCAGGAUGGACUGAGAGGGAGUAUGAACAUGAGACGUCCUACUCAUCCUACUCCCCCUUAAGAUCGAGGUCUGAAUACAGUAGAGGAAGGAACUAUGUUGAUGAGCCCCGCAUGUACGACACGCCGUCCACUUACAGAAACUCCUAUUUGAAAUCGACACCAAUGAAAUCUGAUCAAGAUGCUCCAAAGGCACCAAAGUCAUCUCGUCUCAUCCCACUGUGGGUUCAGUUUGUGUUCUUCCUGGCUGUGGCGGUCUUCCUCUACUUAGUUUUUUCCAGUAUGGAGACAAAUGAAUCCCUCCAAGGAAUAGAAUGAUUUGUUCUUUUAUCCGUGCUCUGCUCACGGGGCUGUUAUACUUUCUUAUGCAUUUAAUUCAAGGAAUGUAUUUUGGUUAAUGCCUUUAUUUUAGACAUUGCUGAAACUGUGGUUUAUGCAAUAUUUGUGUGUGUUAUAAUUGCAGUUUAUUUGCUUGCUUAUGCUUAUAGGUAAAGUACAUGACUGUCAUCCAGCUUCAGUACAGCAGCACUACUAGAAUAGAUGGGGGCACCACUUCAAAGUCAAAAAAAUCCUGUCUCCUCUUUCCUAGGCAGCAGAUGUCAGUUAGUUUCAGUGUUCAUCUGUUGAAAUCUGUAGAUAAUCAUCUACAUGUUGGCCCAGCACGGUGUCCUCAGUGUCGUUCAGUUUGCGGUGCUUAAUGUACCAAGAAAUUGAAUUUCAAAAAGUUUACUCGCUCCAGAUAUUAUGGCACAGCUGCACAUUAAAUAUCCACUAAUUCAAGGCCAGUGGGUUAUCAAAACAAGAUGUCUCAUGUUUAGAGACUUUAUGAUGCUGAAUAUGGCACAUUGAACAUCACAACUGUACAACAAAUGCAAAAAAACUUAAUAGAAAUCUCUUAUCAAGGAACUAUGGUUCAAAUUUCAGAUGCCACCAAAAAUAUUUGUGAUUUUUAAACUAACAACAAACAAAAAACCCAGUCCUAGUGUACUAAUUAAACUGCAGUUCAGUAUGAAAGGUACUGGGACAAAUCUUUUUAGCAUCCUUUUUUCAUUCUUACAGUGUUUGGUAAUGUGGAUGUCUAACAGUGUCUAGUUUUGUGCAUAUUGUUAAUUGUUAAUAUGUUAUUGACCAAAUCCUGGUGGUGUAUAUACUCUUGGGGUACAACAAUGCUUCAAUUAACAGAAACAAUUAUAUUAUAAUUUUCAGACCAGCUUUAAUACAAGUGCCUCAGCAAUUUUAUAGGAGUAAUUGGGAUGUUUUUUUAAAAGUAGUUAGGGAAAAGUUUUAUCAUUGGGUAAAAAUAUGAAACUAAACUGUUUAUUACAAGCUGUAAGGUCAUGUUUAUGCUUUGUUCCACUACAAUAAUCACACUUUUG
This is a messenger RNA of Lates calcarifer (barramundi perch), 1769 nucleotides long. RefSeq names its product emerin. The coding region runs from base 130 to 711 and encodes 193 amino acids. NCBI's taxonomy places the organism in Eukaryota, Metazoa, Chordata, Actinopteri, Centropomidae. The transcript is spliced from 7 exons. The record is from RefSeq and is a predicted model, not a curated record.